This is a messenger RNA of Linderina pennispora, 1335 nucleotides long. RefSeq names its product Saccharopine dehydrogenase. Lineage: Eukaryota; Fungi; Kickxellomycota; Kickxellomycetes; Kickxellales; Kickxellaceae. Gene Ontology annotation, cellular component: cytoplasm. The transcript has 3 exons. The record is from RefSeq and is a predicted model, not a curated record. Gene Ontology annotation, molecular function: saccharopine dehydrogenase activity. The coding region runs from base 22 to 1335 and encodes 437 amino acids.
AAAAGAAAAAACUAGGAAACCAUGGCUGAGAAGAACAUCCUCCUGCUGGGCUCCGGAUUCGUGGCCGAGCCGUGCCUCGAGUACCUGCUGCGCAGCGGCAACAACAAGGUGACGGUGGCCUGCCGUCGUCUGGCCAAGGCUGAGGAGCUGACUGCCAAGUACUCGAACACCACGCCGAUCAGCCUUGACGUCGAGGAUGAUGCGGCUCUGGAGCAGGCGGUUGCCGCACACGACCUAACGAUCAGCUUGAUCCCGUACACUCAGCACGCACGGGUGAUGAAGGCGGCGAUCAAGGCCAAGAAGCACGUGGUGACGACCAGCUACAUCUCGCCGGCCAUGGAGGAGCUGGACGCAGCGGCCCGGGAGGCGGGCGUGAUCUGCAUGAACGAGAUCGGGCUUGACCCGGGAAUCGACCACCUGUAUGCGCUCAAGAUCAUCAACGAGGUGCAGGAGCAGGGCGGCAAGAUCACCUCGUUCGAGUCGUUCUGCGGCGGUCUGCCGGCGCCCGAGGACUCGAACAACCCGCUCGGCUACAAGUUCUCGUGGUCGGCGCGCGGGGUGCUUCUGGCGCUGCGCAAUAACGCGCGGUACUGGCAGGACGGCAAACUGGUGGAGAUUAACGGCAAGGAUCUGAUGGACUCGGCCCGGCCAAUCUACAUUUACCCGGCCUUUGCUGUGGUCGGCUACGGCAACCGCGACUCGAGCCACUACCGCCAGCGCUACAACAUCCCCGAGGCCGAGACGUGUGUGCGCGGCACUCUGCGGUACCAGGGCUUCCCUGAGUUUGCCAAGACCCUGGUGAACAUGGGGUUCCUGGACGACGCCCCGCAGGAGUUCCUGAGCGCAUCCAGCUCGGAGCCGCUGCCGUGGAACAAGGUCACCCAGCAGCUGCUGGGACCAAGAUCGACACACAGGAUGCCUGAGGCCCGUCGCCGCGUCAUCCAUGGCAUCAAGUGGCUCGGAAUCACCUCGGCCGAUGUCGCUGCUAGCCGCCGCGGCACGUACCUGGAUGUCCUGUGCGCGCGUCUGGAGGACCUGAUGAUGUAUGGGGAGGGCGAGCGCGACAUGAUCCUGCUGCAGCACAAGUUUGAGGUCGAGAACAAGGACGGCUCGCACAACACCCGCACGUCGGUGACGCUGAUGUACGGCGAGCCCAACGGCUUCACAGCCAUGGCCAAGACUGUCGGCGUGCCGUGCGGCAUUGCCACGCAGCUGAUCCUUGACGGCAAGAUCACCAAGACCGGCGUCAUUGCGCCCAUGACCAAGGACGUCUACGAGCCCAUCAUGCACAUUCUGCCAUCCGAGGGCAUCAACGCUGUCGAGCAAACUCUCUAA